Messenger RNA from Saccostrea echinata, 1224 nucleotides. Its product is annotated as PDZ and LIM domain protein 1-like. The coding region runs from base 311 to 643 and encodes 110 amino acids. Gene Ontology annotation, cellular component: stress fiber; Z disc; filamentous actin. Lineage: Eukaryota; Metazoa; Mollusca; Bivalvia; Ostreida; Ostreidae. Gene Ontology annotation, biological process: muscle structure development; actin cytoskeleton organization. The record is from RefSeq and is a predicted model, not a curated record. The transcript has 3 exons. Gene Ontology annotation, molecular function: muscle alpha-actinin binding; actin binding.
CCUGAUACCGUGACCCGUUCUGGGAUCUCCUUUUAUGGCACCUGCCGGAAUUUAUCGGAAUGUGAUAGAGAUCCAACAAUUGUUUACGUAGCGCCGUCUGCAGAAUCUCACAGAGUAACAUCUACUGUCGAAAACAUCGCUUACCUGGGAGAACAAUUUGUAGAUCUAGGGAGGAGAGUGAGUUCUAUUAAUAACUCUCUGUAUUCCUCCUCGACAAUCCUACCUCGUAAAGUGCUGAAUGUGAGGAGAAGCCUGGUUUCUUGGGAAAGGAUUCCUUAAUCAUUGUGACAGUGGUCAUUGUCUUGGGAAGAUGACGACGAUGAAUAUUCAGAUGAGUAAGCAGAAUGUGAUGGAACCCUGGGGAUUCCGGCUCCAGGGGGGUCAGGACUUCAGACAGCAGCUCACCAUUAAAAAGGUACAGCCUAAUAGUCCUUGUGCCGGUCGACUGUCUGCGGGGGACUCGGUGCUGGGUAUUAAUAACUACGACUCAAGACAACUUACGCAUGCGCAGGCACAGAACCUGAUCCGACAAAGCGGAAAUAACUUACAGCUCACAGUACUCAGAAACCAGAGCGGACUUGAAAGGAUCGAUUCCCUAAAGCCUAAGGGACCUGUUAAAUUUUCACCUUGGAGACAACAAUAGAGUAAGAAGUCAAGGUGCGUGGUAGCGCCUGUGUUCGGAAGAAAGGAUGUUCAGGGGUUGUGUACUGUGUAUGCAAGCACCAAAGCGUGCCAAAUAAACAACAUAACGGUACUGGAAACACAGACCUUUCCUUUCAAGCAUUCAUUACAUGUUUAGUUUCAUUUCCCCCUUUGUUUGGUCGUUUUUAUGUGAUUUUUUAUUUAAGUUUAUGAAAGUGUUUAUUAAGUUGAAAAAGAAUAAUGAUAAUUUUUUUUAUUUUAUUCAUUUGCAAAAAAACCAGGAUAAUAACUUCUUGAAGAGAAAUUUGUUUUUUAAAACCUAACAUAAAUUCUGCUUAUUGUUUACAGUGUGCGAGUUUCUAACGAUGUUUUACUGACUGUAUUUAUGACGUCAUCUAGGGAUCUGUAGAUAACUCUAGAGAAACCGUCUUUAGCUAUUCUUGUUGGAUACAACAGGCCGAUUAUGUGCAAUAUGAGAAAAUUUUUGUUCACAGAGUGCUAUUUCAUUCUGAAUUUCAUGUUUGUACAUAUUGAUGAUAUUUAUAGGAGAGUUUUCUUAAUAAAAUGAAAUAACUUUUUCAA